CAACACAGCACCGCGCAACGACAAAGCACAGGUGCUGGUCUCGCAAUGUUCCGCAACACGUAUGACAGCGAGAACACAGUGUUCUCUCCCCAGGGACGCUUGCACCAGGUCGAAUAUGCCCUCGAGGCAGUCAAGCAAGGCAGCGCUGUCGUCGGACUUCGCUCCAAGACGCAUGCCAUCCUCGUCGCACUGAAACGUGCCCCUUCGGAGCUUGCUUCAUACCAAAAGAAGAUGCUCCGCAUCGACAACCACGUCGGUAUGGGCUUCGCCGGUCUGACCUCUGAUGCCCGCGUCCUGUCCAACUACAUGCGCCAGCUGUCCCUGUCGAGCCGCGUCGUCUAUUCUCGGCCCAUUCCCCUGUCCCGACUCAUCUCGGCUCUCUCUGACCGUGCCCAGCUCAACACGAUGCAGUACGGCAAACGCCCCUACGGUGUUGGUUUCCUCGUCAUCGGCGUCGACGGCACUGGCCCCCACCUUUACGAGUUCAGCCCGACGGGCAACUGCUUCGAGUACUACGCAAUGGCGCUGGGUGCCAGGAGUCAGAGCGCAAAGACGUUCCUUGAGAGACGGCACGAGACGUUUGCAGAAAUGAGCCUCGACGACCUUGUGCUGCAGGGCCUGUACGCAUUGAGAGACACGCUCCAACAAGGAAAGGACCUCGAGCUUGACGCCAUUUCCCUGUCCAUCGUUGGCCCACACGCAGACGCAGACUCCAAGUCGCCCGAAUCGAGAAACGCAGAAAAAUUCAAGAUCGUUGAGGGAGAGGAUCUCAAGCACUGGUUGAACCGACUGGAGCCGAGACAGUCGCAGGCACCGACGGGUACCGGUGACACAGCGCCGGGCGGCAACGCCACGGUGGGCGAGGUGGAGCCAAUGGAAGAGUAAAGCUACACACACACACAC
Acaromyces ingoldii is the source of this 903-nucleotide messenger RNA. Its product is annotated as N-terminal nucleophile aminohydrolase. The transcript has 4 exons. Gene Ontology annotation, biological process: ubiquitin-dependent protein catabolic process. The record is from RefSeq and is a predicted model, not a curated record. Gene Ontology annotation, cellular component: proteasome core complex, alpha-subunit complex; proteasome core complex; nucleus. Bases 46 to 885 code for a protein of 279 amino acids. NCBI's taxonomy places the organism in Eukaryota, Fungi, Basidiomycota, Exobasidiomycetes, Exobasidiales, Cryptobasidiaceae.